AUGGUGGCCACUGAGUCCGGGGCGACCGAAAGGUCUGGUUUGGCUCUGAAAUUUGCUGAUGGCCGCGAUGUGGCUGCAAUCAAUAACCAUGACACUCGAAGUCUAAUCAAUGUGAGCGGCGAGCCAGAUCUGGCUGAAGCCAGCCACGCAGAUCAUGCGCCUUCCGCGUCGAUGCCAGUGCCUGUGCCUGUAUCGCCACUUCCUUCUCUGCAGAUUCGGACCGACCUGUCUAGCCAUCGUCCCACCAGUUCGCAUCGUGAAUCCGAUUCUUUAGCCUCGCUCAGUGUAUCCUCCGGCAGCUAUCCCCGGCGUACUCCCAGUUUACGCGCCCUCAUUGCCCCACCAAUCUCCAGCGCAGGAUCUCUAUCGCCCGCCUCUCUCAUUUCCUCGCCGCAGCUCAAUGCCAUGGGGGAUAUCACUCCGCUGCCUUCUCCAAUCGGCGGGGCUUCACCUUGGCGCCGAGGCGAACUACCGUCCUUAUCGCGCACGUCCUCGACAGCUUCACGGAGUGGGUCCAGUUUGCGACUGAGUGAUUCCUCGCAGAUGCUGGGCCCCCCGGCUUAUCGAUCCCGCGGAAAGUCAUAUACUGGGCUUAAUGAUUUGGGACAAGAGUCCCCAAUCGCCAAUCGGAAACGCCACGACUCGCCGACUAAGCAUGUUCGCAAUCGCAGCCUGAGUGAUUAUGCGCCACAAGGCCGUAUGUCACUUCCCCGGCCGAUUGCUGUUUCUGGGACGGGUCCUACCAUUGCUCCGUCGUCCAGCUCUGAUUCAAAAUCAACGGGCCUACAUCGCGAACAAUAUCUGGCUGUCCAUCGAGGCAUUGCAUUGCCUACUGUUCGCCCUCCGAGUCCGCCCCGCAGCAGUGGCAGUGGCUAUGGGGACAGUGAUACGGAACCAGUCAUUCAACACCCUGCUCUGCUUUCCAGUUCGGAUGAGAUCUACUCCGUUCGGUCAAUACGCACCCAGCAAGCUCGUAUCUAUCGCAAGUUACGAGUUUUGGGCCAAGGAACUUUCAGUCAAGUGAGCUUGGCAGCACGUGUUGAACAACCUAUUCGGACACCUUUAUCUCCCUCUGAAGAUGGUACUGCCAAUACUAUCGCUCCCAUGGCUACCCAGAAACUCGUGGCUGUUAAGAUAAUUGAGCAUGGCCCUGCUGGUGGUGCUGACCAGGAGCGAUUGGAAGUGUCUUUGAAGCGUGAGGUGGAAAUCCUCAAGUCCUUGAACCAUCCAUCACUUGUUCAAUUGAAAGCGUUUGGCAGUGAUGAAAAACGCGCUUUGUUGGUCCUAGACUAUUGUCCUGGGGGUGACCUUUUUGAAUUUGCUACUUCAGGGACCCGGCCUUCGUCACCCGGUCUGAUUCGACGCAUCUUUGCGGAGCUAUUCAGCGCAGUCCGCUAUCUACAUGCAAACUACAUAGUGCAUCGAGAUAUCAAGCUAGAAAAUGUCUUGUUGACUAUGCCAAUUCACGCCAUGGAGGAUGUCAAAGACUGGCGUACCUAUGAUCGAGCAGUUGUCACCCUUAGUGAUCUCGGGUUAUCAAGACGCAUACCAGAGCCCCCCGAAAGCCCAUUGCUUCAGACUCGGUGUGGCAGUGAAGACUAUGCAGCCCCCGAAAUCCUCAUGGGUCAACCUUACGACGGUCGUGCGACAGACGCAUGGGCUCUGGGUGUGCUACUGUACGCUAUUAUGGAGAAUCGUCUUCCCUUUGAUGUUCUUCCCGGUACUCGUGGCGAUCCUGCCAAACUUCGGGCUCGAACACCUCACCGCAUCGCACGGGUCGAAUGGAGCUGGUACCGCUAUGCUAAUGAGGAUGAGGAAUGGGACCCUGAGAAAGGACGGGAUUUGGGUGGCGCCCGCGAUUGCGUGGAGGGUCUUCUGAAGCGCAACACUCGCCGCAAAACCCUUGAUCAAAUCGCCGCUAUCCCCUGGGUUCAUGAUGCCAUUGAUGUCCCCGAUGGUUUGAAACGAGGCGACAAGGAAGUGCCGUAG
Molecule: messenger RNA, 1989 nt
Organism: Penicillium angulare
Lineage: Eukaryota; Fungi; Ascomycota; Eurotiomycetes; Eurotiales; Aspergillaceae
Product: putative protein kinase
Exons: 2
Coding region: 1-1989 (662 amino acids)
Biological process (GO): protein phosphorylation; intracellular signal transduction
Cellular component (GO): cytoplasm
Molecular function (GO): protein serine/threonine kinase activity; ATP binding
Source: RefSeq, a predicted model, not a curated record